AUGAACAUAAGCAAAGGUGCCUUUAGCAGAGAUGGUAUGAUGCACAAUGUUGUUGAAAAGCAAAAAGAGAAUGAAAAAAUGCAUGUGAACAAAUUAAAUGAACUUGAAGAAGAGAUAAUUAAAAAUGAAUACACGAGUGUAUUAGAAAAGGAAUUAUUACUAAGAAAUGCAAAUUAUAAAAAAGAUAUCAGUUUUUUAAAAGUGCAUUUAGGAGGUAAUAUAAUUAAAAAUAGACCAAUACUAAGUAAAAAGAAUAUUUUAUAUGCUAGUAGUGAAAGCGGUAUAUUAUUAAUAGAUUUAGGGAGGAAAAAAAAGAAAAGAAUAGUAACAUCAUUUCUCAUAGAUAAGAUGUUUUAUUUUUAUGAUAAAAAAGAUAAAGAAGAAUAUUUAAUUUUGAAAAGUUAUAAUAACUAUAUUUAUGUAUAUCGUAUUACAAAUAAAAUUUUUCAUUUCAUUAAAAAAUUUUUUAUAAAAAAUUUAUUUUAUAUAAAUAGCUUUGGUAAAAAUGGGGAGCUCUGUUUUUCUACAUGGGAGUUUUGUGAUGGUAAGAUGUACAUGAACUUUUUUUUAUUAAGAUUUAUUUUUAACUACGAAAAAGACAUGCACAAUUUGCAAGCCAAUUUACUAUUAAAUGAAGAGAAGAAGAAGGAAGAGAAUGAGGAGAACAAAGAGAACAAGAAAGAUCGGAAAAAAAAGUCAAGCAGCAUGGUUGCACCUCCAAGUCAUGUCACUUAUACAUUUUCUUCUGAUUCUGAAAUGGAUUAUAAUAUGAAGCUUUAUCCAAAAGAAUUAGCAGAGAAUAGAAGUUUUGAAGAAAAGGGGCAGAAGAAAGUGGAGGGAAAAAAUUGGACAAACGUCGCGUACGAAAUGGGUGGAAAAAUAAAUGAAGUAAUGAAUGUACCAGUGAGUGCAUAUACAGUACGAGAGCGAGAAAAAGCAAGCAGUUUAGGAUUCAGCACAAAGUUGUACAUUACGGCCAAGUUGAAAAUAAAACCCAUACUAAAAAUAAAAUAUAUUUAUUUCUCCAUGAUUGACAUGAACAGUAGUUUGAGUAAACUAGUUUUGGCAAAUAAUAACAUAAUCGUUAUAUAUGAUAUUGUUAAAAAGUGGUAUAAUAUUAUUUAUUAUAAGGACUAUAUAUCAUCAAUAAAAAUAAGUGAUGAUAAUUUUUUAUGCAUUGGGUUCGUUACAGGUUAUAUAUACAUACUGUUAUUUGAAGAGUUAAUAAUGUUGGACAGUAAAGAUAAUAAAGGGACUAAAGGAAGAGGAAGAUUGACAAUGCGCGAACCAUUACAUGCAACUAAAGAUUGUGCUAGCUUUAUUUAUAACUUAUCCUCCUUAUCAAAUUUAUUUCCACAUUUAGCGACAUUUGAAGUAGAUUAUAUAAGUAACAUGGUACAUCGUAGCACAACAGAGGGAGAAAGUGCACCAGAAAUUUUUUCAAAAAAGGAGGAAACUCAACAGCGCAUUUUUGAAAAAAAUCUAAUGGAUGAUGACGAGUUUACUUGCGUAAAGAACAUCCCAUAUAUUGAUUUCCAUCUAAGCAGUGAAAAAGUAAUAAAUAUGCAAAAAGUAAAUUUGAUAAAAUAUAGUUGGCAUAGUCAUUCUGUAUAUAAUAUAACAAUAGAUGAAAAAAAAGUGAUAUCAUGUGGAGAGGAAGCUGUAAUAUUAUUUUAUGAUAUAAACAAUGGAUCAUAUGAAUUUAUAUCACAUUUAGGUUCACCAUGUUAUUAUGUUUAUGUAAAUAAAAAGAAAAACUUAAUUAUUUGCAGUUCUUUAGAUAACAAUAUUUUAUGUAUAAACUAUAAUCAUCGCCUUUUUUUUUAUAAGCACUAUGGAAUAAAUAUGCCCUUAUCACUCAGGAAUUUAUAUUCCAAUUAUUCAAGUAUUUAUUUAAACAUCAGAAAUAGCUUUAACAUUUUUGCAAAACAGAUAAAUGACACGUACAAUUAUGGAACUACGAGGGGUAGCGAUAGGGGUAGAGAUAGAACUAAGGAAAGUAGACAGACAAAGGAGAGGGUACAUAUGCCAUCCGUUUGUGAGGUGUCCAUAGAAGGAGAAGGUGGUCCUGAAGCAUUGCUUGAAUACAACAUGGAAGAGGAGAAGAAUAAGCAGAAGCAAAAAGAAAAGUCAAAUUUUGACAUUUUUAACAACGAUUCUUCAGAAAAUUGUCUUGCUAAUAGUGAAGAGGGCGAUGACGACCAGUCGGAUUAUGAUGAAAACACGGAAGGGGAUGAAGAGGAGAAUGUAGAGGAGGAAAUAAUACAGUUGGACAGAGGGGAUAAAGACGGGGUGCAGGAAGGCGGAGUAGAGGAAGAUUCACUGCUAGAGGAAGGAAUAGAGUUUUGCACAAGUGAAGAGGAGGUCAACAUACGGGGAAAGAACUUGAAUGGUGAGAUUACAAGAGUGAAUACCUUAGAAGGAAAGAGAAAAAUAAGAAAAAGACAAAACCCUAUUAUGACCUUUGAACAUAUACAAAAGGAGCUCGAAAAGAAAAUAUACAAUCACACAAAUGUAGAGAAUAGUUUAUACAGGAAUUAUCAAAUAUGUUUUUAUUGCGAUUCAAACAAAGGAUUAAUUUUUUGUUUCUUAACAACUUUUUCAAAUUUACAGUUAUAUAAUAUUGAAAAAGAUAGGCAUGUAAAAUUUUUAUGUCCUUUAAAAACUAUAUAUAAAAGUAGAACAGACGCAGAAAAAGUAAAUGACUUGGAAUUAAUUUUAUUUUCGUUUAAUCAUAGCAGAAAUGUAUUAAUGACUAUUGAAAAGAGAAAUUAUUUGAUGGAUGAAGUUAGUUACUCUUUAUCCGAAUCUGUUCUUAUGCAAACGUUGUACACUUUCAAGUUCUGGCGUCUUAUUAACAAUUUAGAAUACAUAAAUGUGUAUGAGUACACUAUUACAUGUGACUCUUUAAAUAAUGUUGAAAGCAAAAUAUGUAUAGAAGAAGAGAACAUACAUAUACAAGGAAAACACGAAAAUAAUUAUGAUGUAGAAAAAUAUAAAAUGAUUUUAAGUCAUCCCUUCUUAAGUCUCUUCCUUGUGUUAGAAUACAGUGGCAUGAUAACUUUCUACUGUUUAGAAAAUAGUGAGCAUGUCUUUGAAAAGUGUAUAUAUGAGGAACAGGAUAUAGACGUUUUUGAUAUAUAUGAGGACAAGUAUGUAUAUGUACCAAAGGGGUGUAACGUUCGUGACUUGUACAGACAUGACCCACAAGAAUGUGUUUCCGCUGGUGGAGAAGUGGAGAAGGGGAGAAACGGUAAUGAAAAUUGGAGAAGAGGAAAUGGAAGUUGGGGAAGAGGAAAUGGAAGUUGGGGAAGAGGAAAUGGAAGUUGGGGAAGAGGAAAUGGAAGUUGGGGAAGAGGAAAUGGAAGUUGGAGAAGAGGAAAUGGAAGUUGGGGAAGAGGCAAUGUCAAUUGGGGGGACGGUACCGGCACCGACAAUCCCGUGGAAAGCACGGAUACGGGAAAGGACAAAAAAAUCACAAUAAUUAAAAACGUGAAUUAUAACAACCAUAAGAUUUUGCAAGGUGCGAUAAGUGAGGACGGGAAAAUAUUAUGUAUAUGUCAUGAUAAAUUUAUUAGCAUUUGGAAUACUAUAACAAUAAAAACAUUAGCAAUAAUAAAUCAUCCUUUAUAUACAUCAUUGAAUGACUACAUAUUUAACUUGUACAAAGGGAUAGAAACAAUACAAACGCAAGACGGUUCAAUAUAUAUGUGCUUCUAUUCAUUUGAUACAAUUUUCAUUUACUCAUUACACCAGUUUCAUUUUAAGUAUCAGAAAAAAUUCAAAGGAAUAAUAGAAUAUGUAAAGUUUGAUAAAUACACCUCAUGUAUGUUUUUAGCUAUAGGUAUUACCAGAAGAUUUAAGAAUAUUGAGAAAAAUAAUAGUUCUUUUAUAAUACAAGAAAAUUAUUUAUAUGAAUUUAAUCCUACUUACUUAAAAAAAAAAAAAUUAUUUUAUUCCUCCCAAAAUAAACCUAUUAUCGCUUUAGAUUUUGCUCCUCUAAACAGCAAGAAAAAUGAGAUACUUAGCAAUUAUCAAAAGUCAACAAUACUAGUUUCGUUGAACUCUAAAUUUCAGAUCUCUACUUUUUAUUUUAAUAAUUACCCUUAUUUUAUGCAACUAAGGUGA
This is a messenger RNA of Plasmodium malariae, 4128 nucleotides long. Its product is annotated as conserved Plasmodium protein, unknown function. The coding region runs from base 1 to 4128 and encodes 1375 amino acids. NCBI's taxonomy places the organism in Eukaryota, Apicomplexa, Aconoidasida, Haemosporida, Plasmodiidae. The record is from RefSeq and is a predicted model, not a curated record. Gene Ontology annotation, molecular function: protein binding; RNA binding. Gene Ontology annotation, biological process: positive regulation of transcription by RNA polymerase I; positive regulation of rRNA processing. Gene Ontology annotation, cellular component: nucleolus. The transcript has a single exon.